GACAAGGCCAUUGGGUCCAACUUUUGAUUUCAAACAGCUAUUGAACGCGUUAUUAAUCCAUAGCGAGACAUCGCGUCAUAAUGGAGUUGCGAUGCUUUUUCUCCACCCGUGCAAACGCCCACAAACGCGUUGCGGACACCAUCACCAGCCAUGAACGUCACACGUAGAGUCCUCGCAGUCGCGCGAAACUCACGACCGUCGACUGUGCUGCAAUGCCGGGCGAGAAAGGCCCCACAACCAUCAUUGCUGCAGGCGAGACAGCAGGCCGUCAGAGGGAUUCACCAGCAGGCACGGCGCAAUGCUCAGCAUGUGCAGGAAGACGAACCUGCUUCGACGAACCCCGCUCUCUCCUUCCCAUGUCUCGACGCGCACGAGUCCCGCUCCGCAUCUCUCUCCAAGCGCUCGCUCUCGGGCCCCGAGCCGUCGUAUACCUCGGGAAACACGCUCAACUUCCACUCGCGACAGCCCAUAUUGCUGGACUGGGGCGGCAUAUUGGCUGAGUUUAAUGUUGCGUAUGAGACGUGGGGGACGCUGAACAAGGACAAGAGCAAUGCGAUUCUGCUGCAUACAGGCCUCUCGGCGUCAAGCCAUGCACACAGCACAGAGGCAAAUCCACAACCCGGGUGGUGGGAGAAGUUCAUUGGGCCUGGGAAACCGCUGGACACGGACAAGUACCAUGUUAUUUGCACGAACGUAGUCGGGGGUUGCUAUGGCUCGACAGGGCCGUCAUCGAUAGACCCCGCGAACGGCGAGCGAUAUGCGACGAGGUUCCCAAUACUCACAAUGGAGGAUAUGGUGCGUGCGCAGUUUCGCCUGCUGGAUGAUCUGGGCAUUCAGAAGCUGUAUGCGAGUGUGGGCUCGAGUAUGGGGGGCAUGCAGAGUCUUGCGGCUGGGACGCUGUUUGCGGAGCGUGUGGGUCGUGUGGUUAGCAUCAGUGGGUGUGCGCGCAGUCAUCCGUACAGCAUUGCUAUGCGGCAUACACAACGACAAGUGCUGAUGAUGGAUCCAAACUGGUCUCGAGGCUUCUACUACGACGGCGUUCCUCCACACGGCGGCAUGAAACUUGCUCGUGAAAUCGCAACAGUCACAUACCGAAGCGGUCCAGAGUGGGAACAACGAUUUGGCCGCCGGCGCGCAGACCCGUCGCGGCCUCCAGCGCUAUGCCCCGACUUCCUCAUCGAGACAUAUCUCGACCACGCGGGGGAGAAGUGGUGUCUAGAGUACGACCCCAACAGCCUGCUCUACGUGUCCAAGGCGAUGGAUCUCUUCGACCUCGGCCAAGAACACCGCACCCGCAUCAACGAGCUGCGAAAAGCAAACAGCGGCAAGAUGCAGGCUUACCUCGACGGCCAAGCCAUCACAACAGACAACACUACCGAUACAUGUAGUCUCACGCUACCCGAAAAGCCCUACGAAGAGAAAGAGCAACCAGCGGAGAUCGAAGCGAACGCCGCACAAGCCGCAGCCACUGACGAGCCCCCGGCAGACUUGGUCGCUGGCCUGCGACCCAUGGCCAACACGCCCGCGCUCAUUCUCGGCGUGGCGAGUGACAUUCUCUUCCCGGCGUGGCAGCAGCGCGAGAUUGCUACGACGCUGAAGCGCACGGGCAAUAAAAAUGUCACGCAUAUCGAGCUUGGGGAGGAGAAGAGCAUCUUCGGGCACGACACGUUCUUGCUCGAUUUGAAGAACGUUGGUGGCGCCGUGAAGUCGUUUUUGGAGUGAUGGGUUAGAGAAUCGGUUGUACGGCAUGUGCGUGUCGUGCAGACCUACGUCUGUUGAACGUGGAGUGUCACAUGUCGGGCUGUGAGCGCUUUGCAUUGCAUGGUGAUCUGCGCGUGGCGCUGCUGAAGGAUGGAGAAUGCAGGAUCGAUAUGCAUGAAGAAACGUGGACAUGCGUUGCCAUCCCAAGCGGAGUGACAGGAAGGCUCUGUAUUGGUUCGUGGAUUUUCGAGACCAUGAUCCCAGCACAGCAAUCAGUCAGAACCCUGCAGAUAUGCCUACCGCCCGCCGAGACCAUGACAAUCACUUGGCGUGAGAAAACUCCUGAACCGCGCUUGUAGCACGAUUAUAUAUUAAUUCAAUAAACCAGUGCAUUUCUCAC
Molecule: messenger RNA, 2101 nt
Organism: Dothidotthia symphoricarpi CBS 119687
Lineage: Eukaryota; Fungi; Ascomycota; Dothideomycetes; Pleosporales; Dothidotthiaceae
Product: homoserine acetyltransferase
Exons: 2
Coding region: 151-1722 (523 amino acids)
Biological process (GO): L-homoserine metabolic process
Molecular function (GO): L-serine O-acetyltransferase activity; homoserine O-acetyltransferase activity
Source: RefSeq, a predicted model, not a curated record